UUUUGUCUCUGUACAUCAGUGGUGUUUCGACCCUGAUGACAAAAGCUGUCGACACUGUGUGGAGCUGGACUUGAGAUCUGUGGUUUUUAAAUGUGUAUGGUUAUAUUUGCUCCGAUUUUUGCCAUCUGUGCUUUUGCAACAUGUGGAGGAUACUAUGGUCAUCUCCAGGUUAAAGUGGACUGUUCCAACAGGAGGCAGAGUAACCUCAGCAUCGACAUUAAUUUUGGUUAUCCUUUCAGACUAAAAGAAGUCCAUUUCAAGGCUCCCUUGUGUGAGACAAAGACCGAAGAGAUCCUUUUCCUGGACGGAGACUUUUCCUCAGCUGCUCAGUUUUUCCUGACCGUUGGUGUUUUUGCAUUCCUGUACUCUCUGCUGGCAACCAUCGUCUAUGUCUUUUAUCAGAACAAGUACCUGAAAAACAACAGAGGCCCGCUUGUGGAUUUUGUCGUUACGGUCAUCUUCUCCUUGAUGUGGCUGGUCAGCAGUUGCUGUUGGGCCAAAACUCUUUCUGAUAUCAAGACGGUCACAAACCCAACACAGGUGCUUUUGCUCAUCUCAUCCUGCAGAGCUCAGCAGAAUAAAUGUAUGGCCACCCAAGAGCCUCUCUGGUCACAACUUAAUACAUCUGCAGUUUUUGGUUUUGUAAACGUCGUCCUCUGGGUUGGAAAUAUUUGGUUUGUCUUCAAAGAGACAGGCUGGUACAAGACAGGUCAAAGAUAUCCAACCAGGACUGCUUCUUCAAAACGCAGCAGUGAAAUGCGACAGCGGCUGUACAGUGAGAGCAGCUUUGAACUGCCGGAGGAGGGUUUUGGUCCUCAACCUUCCAGACAAGACAGUUUUAAUCAGCAGGUCAACAGACAAGGUAGCUUCAACCAGUCACAAGUAAGCUUGAGCUUACCGCAAGCAUAUCUUGGCAAACCAGUAACUUAUGACAGGGACAGUAAAGUGUCUUCUCAAGGGCCGAUUAUAUUUGUCAACAAGAUAUGAUGUUGCUCUUGGUACAGACCGAAUCCCCGUGAAGUCGCGCCAACAAAACAAUCCCUUCAGGGUAGACAAGUUGAUUUGCUUUAUAAUAACCAUCACUAAGGAAUUCAACAUUAGUUAAACUAAAGUAAUAGUUAUUUUACUGUUAAGAAGUAAUUAAAUUAUAAUUAACAAUGUUUACUAAUUACAAGUAACGUUGUCAUUUAUGUUGUUUUAAGUUGAUUGUUGAUAUGUUAUAUUAAGUAUAUGUUAAUGAUCACCAAAUGAUCUUUGAAUCUUUAAUAAAUAUUAUUUGGAUUGUUGUUAUAAAAUUGCAUGAAAGGAUCACAAUACCUUGUUAUUGAAUGAAUGUUACUUGAAGCUUCCUACCACUAAUCAAUAACUAUUUGCAAUAAACAUCAUUGGCAACUUUAUAAUAGUCAUCCAAAUAAUGUGUAUAGAUGGUUUACAGAUCAAAUAUUAACCAUUAACAAAGUGUUAACUAUCUAUUAGGGCUGUCAAUAGAUUA
Molecule: messenger RNA, 1492 nt
Organism: Etheostoma cragini (Arkansas darter)
Lineage: Eukaryota; Metazoa; Chordata; Actinopteri; Perciformes; Percidae
Product: synaptoporin
Exons: 5
Coding region: 91-987 (298 amino acids)
Cellular component (GO): synaptic vesicle membrane; synaptic vesicle
Source: RefSeq, a predicted model, not a curated record